Colias croceus (clouded yellow) is the source of this 2459-nucleotide messenger RNA. It is a transcript of the gene fws, whose product is annotated as conserved oligomeric Golgi complex subunit 5. Lineage: Eukaryota; Metazoa; Arthropoda; Insecta; Lepidoptera; Pieridae. The record is from RefSeq and is a predicted model, not a curated record. Bases 110 to 2350 code for a protein of 746 amino acids. Gene Ontology annotation, biological process: intra-Golgi vesicle-mediated transport. The transcript has a single exon. Gene Ontology annotation, cellular component: COG complex.
AUAUUAUGUCAAAAGUCAAAUCUGCCAGUGAUAAAUUUUAAUUUGCAAUUUCGUAAAUAGUUAAACGUGUAAAUAACUAAAUUGUAAAUACCCAGUGCCACUUAUCACAAUGGAAGCAAAAGAAGUUUGCGCCGCUAUAGAAAAUGAUGAAUUCUACAGUAAAUUCCUAGAAGCGACUGUUAAACCGAUCACAACAGAUAACAUUUCGGUAACUGACCAAGUUACCAAACUAACAGACGGCAUAAAUAAACUAACAAAAAGUCUAGAAACUCAAGUUCUAGCAAAACACAAUGACUUAUUAACGCAAGCCAGCCACAUUUCAGAUUUAGAAACUAUGUUAGAAUCGGUAAAAGUGCAAGAAGAAACGCUUUUACGUGGCACAGAGGGUUUAGCUGAAGGGGUCUAUGCUUCUUACGAUUCCUUAGAAAACCAAACACGUAUGCUUGAAAGAGUGCAAAUAACGUGUCAACUACUGCGACAUGCAUCUAAAAUAUUGGCUCUAUGGAACAAACUGCAAACUAUCCAAGAAAAUCCGGCUAAAGAAGCAAUGCUUUUGUACGAGUUAAACGAAUUGUUUGGUGACUAUGAUUUCGAUGAAAUUAUCUUAUUGGAUGAUGUACUGAAACAAGUACGACAAAGAAGAACGGAAUUACUAAAUAAUUCAACAGAAUUGUUACAAAGCAGUUUACUAAAUGGAGAUAGAACUAAACUCUUACAAUGUUUUAAGGUGUUCCACAAUUUACAAUGUACUAGCGAACAGAUAAACAACACAGUCAAAACUAUCCUAAAAGAUCUACAAAAAGAAAUACACACCGCUUUGAAUAUACAAAUGGUGUCUAUAGAAGUUAAGAAAUCAUCAUCAGGGCGUGUUGCACCAGGCAAAGCAAAUAUAAUGAAUGCACAAGAUUUUAAAAUAAAACUAUGGGAUAAUAUAGAGAAGUUAUUCACUGGUAGUAUUUAUCACAGCUGCAUGAAAGUGAUAAUGCUUCAAAAUGUAGUAACUGAAUUACACGCUAUUGGAAACUUUAGGAACAUAGCCAGAGACUUCUGGAAUGAACUGUGUUUAGUCUUUAGUACUGAACUGGACAAGAGUCCUUCCAAUGUAAGCCAGUCUAUUGAGAUAGACUAUGCUAAAUUGUUGAAAUGCUUCAAUGAUUUGUUGUCUAAACUAAAAUACAAGAAUCUAGAAAUGAAUCGAUCAUAUUUUACAAAAUGGGAGAAUUCCUUCUUAUCCAAAUCUCUGGCAAAGCUCUUAGAACCUGUAAGAAGUAUGUGGCAUCUCAACCAAGUGCCGAAUAUGGACCAAAUUGACAAUGCAGUUAGAGUUAUAGCUGAGGCACUCAGUAUUUCUCUUGGAGACAAACAACUAAGCAUUAGUCUCGCUUAUAGUGUUGCAAAAAGCAUAAAACAAAUGCUAGUUGAGACAGAACAGCGACUGUCAAUGGACAGUGACGUCGCUCAGAUCAUAGAAGCACCCACUAGUACACAACAGAAGAAUGCUGAUCUAUGCAAUGCUCUGUAUUACUUCUCAUCACAAAUCAACAGAGUUCUCAACAACAUGAACUCAAUUCUUCCACCAGAGAGCAUACAAAUUGUACAAAACAGCUUAAAAGACAUAUCUAGCUUGCCAAUUCUUCAAUUAUAUGCAGAGUCUAUUAAAAAUUCUCUCUUCAUUAUUCUUAUGACCAUGCAUGAUGAACAGGAAUUCAGUCGAAGUGACGACCCAAGCAAUAAAACUAUUUCAUGCUCACCGUACAUGAAAGAACUGCAACAGUUUGUAUCACGCUGCAAAGAUUUAUACCUCUCAAUGUUUCACGAGAAAUCGGCGCUUAAUGAAUGUUGUGUUACAAUAUCGAAAGCCUGUAUUGAACGGUUCAUACAUCACGCGUGCAACAUCCAUCCUCUAAGCGCAUAUGGCCGUGCAAAACUACAGGCCGACUGCAAGCAAUUGGAAGUAUCCCUAUCCCCAUUGAUAACUGAUAUGAUGGAUUUAGGAGACCACUAUCGUCAGUUAAAAGCACUGCAAUUGCUUUUAGAAAAAACACCUCAAGAAGUCGCUAAAAGCCAGAAUGAGGGUGCUUCUUUACCAUAUUCGUUAGUCAUGAUGUUUUUAUUCUCACAUGCUGGGCCUCAGCUAUUAGCUCCCCAUGUAUGUGCAGGAUGGAACAUACAAAAACUCAUGCAAUGGUUGGAUUCGCAUAAAAACGAAAAGGACAGGCUUGAAUUUGUUGCGGGCGCUUUACAGAGGUACCAAAACCAUGUCAGACAGAACCAAAUCACUACAUAUGAUGAAGUAUAUCCCAUAUUACUACAGCUUCUUGAUGAUGGAAGGAAAAUUUUUAAGAAAUAAACUAUUGUUAUUUAUAAUUAGUUACGAAGUAAUAUUUAAGUGCAAUAAUGUAAAAAAUAAAAAACAUGUUAUAUGAAAUUAUUUAUUAAUAAAAUUGUCUUAUUUACAA